Messenger RNA from Saxophila tyrrhenica, 5997 nucleotides. It is a transcript of the gene taf2, whose product is annotated as Transcription initiation factor TFIID subunit 2. Gene Ontology annotation, molecular function: oxidoreductase activity, acting on paired donors, with incorporation or reduction of molecular oxygen, NAD(P)H as one donor, and incorporation of one atom of oxygen; 2-octaprenyl-6-methoxyphenol hydroxylase activity; RNA polymerase II general transcription initiation factor activity. The record is from RefSeq and is a predicted model, not a curated record. The coding region runs from base 1 to 5997 and encodes 1998 amino acids. The transcript is spliced from 2 exons. Gene Ontology annotation, biological process: transcription initiation at RNA polymerase II promoter; ubiquinone biosynthetic process. Lineage: Eukaryota; Fungi; Ascomycota; Dothideomycetes; Mycosphaerellales; Extremaceae. Gene Ontology annotation, cellular component: transcription factor TFIID complex.
AUGCUGCCAUUGAGGAAGCGGUUCUUCCAGCUGCCAGCUGCCGUGCGGACGAGUCUCUUCAGCACCGCCUCGAAGGUCACUAAUCCUGAGAUCUACGACGUUGUCUGCGUGGGAGGAGGGCCAGCGGGACUGUCACUCGCCUCAGCUCUGCGGUCCAACGCUUCAACGAAGGGGUUACGGAUUGCUCUGAUAGACUCGCAAGCAUUGAGUGGCGGGGGGCCUCAGAGUCAUGGCGAGGCGUACUCGAACAGAUGCUCAUCCCUGACGCCAGCAUCUGUCAAGUUUCUAAAGCAGUGCGGAGCCUGGGAGAAGGUCGAGAAGGGCAGGGCGCAGGACUACCAUGGAAUGGAGGUAUGGGAUGGCGUGAGUGGAAGCAAGAUCUCGUUCGACCCGCUGGAUGCCACAAGUGGCGGUGGUCUGCUGGACGCUGUCGGAGAACUGGUACCCGGAAACAGCUUCGCUGCGAGCAGGAGGAAGUAUGAUGUACCGGAUGCAAGCAAGGUCGCAACCAUGUGCGAGAAUCAGAAUCUCACGAGCGCGCUUCUGGAGCACCUAAACAGUCUUGGUGGCGUGGAAAUAUUCGACAAGACGACGGUCGAAUCAAUACAGCUCGGUUCGGAGCCGCACGACGAUCAGUCCCUCGAUCUCUCGCAGUGGCCGAUUGUUUCACUGCCCGACUCUCGCCAUCUUGCCGCCCGCCUGCUGAUCGGUGCAGAUGGCGCAAACAGCCCUGUGAGGAACUUCGCCGGCAUACCUUCCGAUGGUUGGGACUAUGGCCAGAACGGUGUCGUUGCUACACUACACAUGGACCAAGGUUUCAGCCCGGAGGAGCUUAGAACUGCUUACCAGCGAUUCCUGCCAUCGGGUCCAAUCGCACUGCUGCCAUUACCGGGAAACAAGGCCAGCCUCGUGUGGUCUAUCACCGCUUCUCUAGCCAAUAAGCUCAAGUCAUUGAGUCCACAAGACUUCGCCGCUAUGGUCAAUGUAGCCUUCCGCCUCGAGAUUGCCGACCUUGACUACUUCCUCAAGCAUUCAGAAACGAUCGACAUAGCCGAUGAGCUCUCCUGGCGACUACCGAAUACUCCAGCGUCCUCGACCGGUCUACCGUCGAGCCUUCCAGCUGUUGCCGCUGUCCAAGAAGGCUCGAUAGCCUCUUUCCCUCUCCGUAUGCGGCACGCCUCCACCUACACCGGCCAUCGCGUUGCCCUCAUUGGCGAUGCUGCUCACACCAUUCAUCCGCUUGCCGGCCAGGGCCUGAACCUAGGACUUGCGGACGCUCAAUCACUUGCUCAACGCAUCACCUACGGUAUGGGGCACGGCAUGGAUAUUGGUAGUGCUUGGUGCUUGGACGACUACAACAGCGAUCGCUGGGCGAAGAACAAUGCUGUGAUGGGCGUGUGCGACAAGCUGCAGAAGCUUUACUCUGCGACAAGGGAGCCAGAGGAGGCGCUCGUCACCGGCGCGAUGCCGGCCUUCCUCGAGGAAGCGCCGGCGGAGGGCCCAAUCAUCGAAGAGCUGGAGUACAGCAUCUUAAGGCAGAAGGUGGACUUGGACGUGGAUUUCGCGGGACGGUCACUGAAUGGCAGCACGGAGAUCACGAUUCAACCACUGGUUAAAGAACUGAAGACGCUGCGACUUCACUGCCGACAAUGCAAGCCUACUUCGAUACAGGUGGGCGGCAUUGCUGCGAAAUGGGAGCACGAAGACCCGUACAAGCGGUCGCGCAUGCCGGAGAUGUCGGAUGUGCGACAGCAUGACAUGUUGAAAGCCAGAGUCGAGACGUCUCUGCGACCCGCGCCUGCGCCAGAGCUCUCCGUCACGCUUCCAGCGAAGGUCAAGAUUCAAGAGCUGCAAGUAGAUGCUGCUGCAACUGCUGGUGGAAGUGAGACAGCACCCAACGCAGAAACAUCGCAUACUCAAAGUGCACAGCAAUCUGGACCUUCGUUCGCGCCGAUUAAGGUGCUCAUCGAGUUCGAGGUGGACAGCUUCCGAGACGGCAUCCACUGGAUCGGGCACGAAGAUGGCGACCGCAGAUAUCCGUACAUGUACUCCAAAGUCGAGCCUUGGGCAGGCAACUCCUCGUGCAUAUUUCCCUGCAUGGAUGACGCCACUUCGAGAUGUAGCUGGGACAUCUCUAUCCGGUGCGCAAAGACACUUGGUGAUGCUUUCAAGCGGACGGAGCCAAAUGUACCAAAUGGCCACCUUGACGAAGAUACCAACAUGGCAAACGGCGGUGAUGCACCAACCGCGAAGGCUGAACCAGAUGACAAGUACUUGAUCGAUCUAUCUGAGGACGAGGCUGCGAUGGACCUCGCCCUCGUCUGCGUCGGAGAAGCGGUAGACGACGUCGUCGAUUCAGAGGACGCAUCAAAGCGUACGGUCAGCUUUUCUCUCACGCAACCGGUCACGGCACGCCAUGUAGGCUUUGCAAUCGGGCCUUUCGAGCACGUCGAUCUAUCAUCCACACGAGAAUCUGAGCAGGAGGAGCGCCUAGGUCAGAGCGCGAUGAAAGUUCAUGGGUACUGCCUGCCGGGCAAGUCGAAAGACGUACAGAAUACUUGCUUUCCGAUGGCCCUUGCAAUGGACGACAUGGGUAUAAGAUACGGGUCGUUUCCAUUCAGCAGCUAUCAGAUGCUCUUCAUCGAUGACUUCAUAUACGAUACGGUCGCCGUGGCUGGACUCUCUUUCUGCAGCGCUCACCUUCUAUUUCCCAAGGAAGUCAUCAAGCCCAUGUACCACAACACCAAGGCCCUUGUCCGCGCAUUGGCGAAUCAGUGGAUGGGCGUCAACGUCAUUGCGAAGGAGGCGACAGACGAAUGGGUAGUUGCCGGUAUUGCCGGCUUCAUGACUGACGUCUACCUCCGAGAGCUGUGCGGGAACAACGAGUUCCGUUGGCAGCAGAAAGUAGCUUCCGACAAGGUCUACGAGCUGGAUGUGGACCGCCCUUCCAUCAGGAACCUUGGCGAGCUCUUGCAUUACGACCAGACUAUCCGGGACUUCAUCAACAUGAAGUCAGCGCUUGUCCUGUUCAUCCUCGAUCGCCGCCUUAUGAAAGCAAGUGGAUCAACUGGCGUGCAGCGCAUCAUCAACAAAGUCUUCCUCCAAGCAAAGACCGGCAGUCUAGUCGAUGGUGAAGUAUCCACGGCUGACUUCCAAAGGAUCUGCGAACGGCUUGGACACAACAAGUUGGAGUCGUUCUUCCGUCAAUGGGUCUUCGGUAGCGGAUGUCCCAUCUUCUACGUCACGCAGCGAUUCAAUAAGAAGAAGCUUGUGGUGGAAAUGACAAUCGUGCAGAAACAACUCGAGCGUAUCACCAAGCCUGCAUUUGAGCCGAGCAGCUUCAUGCGCGAGAUCAAGGAGCAUGUUGGUGAAGUCUGGGCACCAGAGACCAACCCAGUCUUCACGGGGCCAAUGACGAUACGCAUUCACGAGGCUGAUGGGACCCCAUACGAGCACAUCGUAGAGAUCAAAGAGGCCACUACCAGACUUGAGAUUCCUUACAACACAAAGUACAAGCGACUCAAGCGGUCGAGACGUCAGAAAGAACGGCAGGUGGCUGAAGGUGCCACUGGUGAAGGAGGCGACGAUGCACUGCUCUACUGCCUUGGCAAUAUCUUCGACUCCGAGGAAGAGAAGCGCGAGUGGAACCUUGUCGACUGGACCAAAGAGGACGAAGACAAGAUGGGUCAAGAGCACUACGAGUGGAUUCGUAUGGAUGCUGACUUCGAAUGGGUGGGAAAGAUCCAUCUCGUCAUGCCUCUGUACAUGUACAUCUCGCAGCUGCAGCAAGAUCGGGACAUUGUGGCGCAGUAUGAGAGCAUGCGGUAUCUUCUCGGAUCGAACCCGCACCACGUUAACUUGACCAUUCUCGUCCGCACGCUGAUGGAUGCGAAGUACUUCUGGGGCAUACGAGAGAUGGCAGCCGAAGGUCUGGCCAUCUGCGCGAAGGAUAGGCUGGUUGAUAUUGGCCAGUUCCACCUCAUGAAGGCUUUCCGCGAGAUGUUUUGCAUCGAGGGCACGAAUAUGCCUAAGUCCAACGACUUUUCAGAUCGUCGCAACUUCAUCUUGCAGUGCGCGAUCCCACGUGCGAUGGCCCAGCUGAGAGAUGGCGAAGGCAAGGUGCCGAUGGCCGUAAGGCGCUUCUUCAUCGAUCUGUUGAAGUUCAACGAUAAUUCCAACAACCAGACGGACGAUGGCGACUCAACGUACUCGGACAAUCACUACAUCGCCACUCUGAUGAAUUGCCUGGCAGAAUCCCUUGUCGCGUCGCAUCGCGAGAAGCAGUCUGCUUACAGCUUCGAUUUCGGCGAGGACGAGCCGAUGGAGGAUGAGCACAACCCAGAUGCAGAUUUUGAGCUGGUUGCCAUUGCUCAGAUCGAGCGUCACCGCCGCAUCGACGAGUGGGAGUCUAGCUACCAGAACGUCUACUCCGUCACUGCGCUCGAGUGUCUUCAGCGUCUUACAAAGGCUGGCAUCGUGAACGACAAGACUCCGGAGGUCAUGAAAUACGUACGGAGCGGCAACGCCGACAACGUACGUCUUGCGGCAUGGAGGUGUCUGUCCGAGAUUGGCGUGCUGCGCAAAAUGAAGGCCACGCGGUACAUGCUUCACUGCUUGUCUAAGGAUCAUUCGCCCAGGUUCCGGGACAGGCUUCUCGUCAUCUUCGGCGAGGCGCUUGGCCACAUUGCACUCGGUGAUCCAGAGCCUGAGAAGGUUGUUCCCCAAGCCGCAGCUGACGGCCUGGUACUGGAGCAGGAGACAAGCAAUGAGGCGAGAAAGUUGGCUGCCACAAGGAAGACUACGCCUGAGGGUGCUCUAGUUGCAUUGAAGAACUCGCUGCAAGGAGAGGAGGUCUUCGCUGAGUCGCUGUGGCAUGCAGCGACUUCUCCAGACCUGACGCUCGACGAUGUGGCUGCUCUUUGCGACGUCGCAGCUCUCGUGUUUGAGCCUGUGCAGUCGCUCACGCUUCGUCUGCAAUUACCCCGAAUGUGGCGCUGCACGAAUCUCGGCCAAGGCAAGCUCAAGUUCAGCGAGUACGGCCCGUACAGGCAGAAGCCCAGCACGCCCCUUGACCUGGAACAGUGGGAGAGGAUGCAGGAGUUGGGUCUGAAAUACACUGGUCCUGUUGCUCCCGCCGUCCAGAAGAAGCAACAACAGCAGACCACGGAUGCCGCUCUGAAGAUAAAGAUCGCACAGGCAGAGAAAGAUACUCAGACCGCCCAGGAUGGCAACAACAUGCCGCCGCCGCCUUCCAUCACGCCCUCGACAGAGAAGCAGAGCUUCCGCCUCAGCCUUGGUGGAGCGGCCAAACGCAAGCCUAGCAUGGACCAGGGUGGAAGAGCUGGCAGUCCAAAGGUGCAGAAGACCUCGAGGCAACAAUCUCCUGCUGGUCCGAUAGCUGCCACACCCAAGACUACUAAGGCCAGCCCAGCGCGCCGCCGGUCCUCAACUCCCAAAGCGUCCACCGGCAAGGGUAAGAAAAGCAAGAUCAUCAUCCUGCGGCUUGGUCACAGCUCUGCUGAAGCGCACGCUAUCCUCAACGCUCCUCCUCGGCCGGCAUCAGCAGGAACAAAACCACCAGGUCUGCAGCCAUCACCUUCCAAUACCCCGCAGCUACCUUCGGCCUUCCCUGGUGUGGUCUCACCUACGAACGGAGCGAACGGCGCGAACUAUCUCGGAGGUGGCAUUGCCUUCUCACCACCCUCGCAGGCCAUGAACCUGGGCAGCUUUAGGAGUUACGGCCCAGCGCCUGAAGCGUCGGAACCGGCUUCUGUUCUUGCAGCCUCGCCGGUGGAUGUGAAGCAGGAACAACCCAAGGCGGAGUCAUCCGACGAUGAUGAGGACGAGGUGCCGCUUGCGACGUUGGCUAGGAAUCAGCCCCAGCAAGUACCUGAGAUGAAGCAGCCGGCGAUGGCGCCGCCUUCAGCUCCGCCUGCGCCGAAGCAGAAGUUCAAGCUGAAGCUGGGUAAGAAGCCGAGUCAAGCAUCUCCCGAGUGA